Meira miltonrushii is the source of this 1191-nucleotide messenger RNA. Its product is annotated as subunits of heterodimeric actin filament capping protein Capz. Gene Ontology annotation, molecular function: actin filament binding. The record is from RefSeq and is a predicted model, not a curated record. The transcript has a single exon. Gene Ontology annotation, biological process: actin cytoskeleton organization; barbed-end actin filament capping. The coding region runs from base 1 to 1191 and encodes 396 amino acids. Lineage: Eukaryota; Fungi; Basidiomycota; Exobasidiomycetes; Exobasidiales; Brachybasidiaceae. Gene Ontology annotation, cellular component: actin cortical patch; F-actin capping protein complex.
AUGUCAGGUUCAAGAGCCGAUUUGGCAGUUCCGCUCUUGCUGCAAUCUCCGCCAGGUCAAGUAUCAAAUGUCUAUGAAGAUUUACAUGGUCUAAUCACAUGCGAAGAAGAUGCAAGCGCAAAGGACGAACAAGAAUUCAAGGAGAAAGUUGAAUUGGCACGGGAAGAGCAUAACGUUGAACAAUUGAUCGUUGUGGACUUACCAGAAGGAAAAGGGAAGACGAUUUUAAGUAAAAGUAACAUUCAUCCAGGUCAUUCUGACCGGUUCAUCGCACCUCGUCAUCGAAUUUCUUUCAAAGUUGAUCAUGUAACACACAAAACAUCUGAUCCAAAACCCUACAAGGAAAACCAACAUAUAGAACCAUUACGGUCAGAACUCGAAAAGCUGUUAUCUUCUUAUGUCGCGGAUCGAUAUGCUACUGGUGUUGUAGAGGUCAUUGCCGUCCCUUUGCCAAGACAAGUCGUCGCCGUACAGGAUGAGGUAGCGGAAGAAGCAAGAAAGGUAAACAAUGAGCUCGAACCAGAAGAAUUGGCAGGAUCAGUAUCAACCAGUGUACAAGACGCUGAGAAAGCAACGGAGGAAACUCCCAAAGAGGAGGCAGAAAAAGCUGAAGUCGAAGAUGACCCCGUGCAAACCGCUAAAGAUGCAGAAGCAGUAGAGGCAAACACUGAAAAUAGCGAACAGAAAGCAGAGGAAACAAAGGAGGCAAACCAUGCUCCUUCUGAGAAUGCACAGAAAGUUACUCUCCCGAAAGAACAAGAAGACGAAGAGACAAAUGGCGAAACAAAGAUCGUGAUUCACAUUGCUGCCAAUAAGUACAAAUUGUCCAACUUCUGGUCAGGUCGAUGGAGAUCAAGUUAUACUUUAGCAUCAUCCGAUGCUCAAGAGAUCGAAGCAGAAAGCAGCGUUCAUAUACACUACUUUGAAGAUGGAAAUGUUCAGCUGCAUACUCGAAAAGGUCAGACGUUGGAUGUGAAACAGAGCACACCCAUCUCUUCACAGGCUGCAUCUUUCGUCAAAGCUAUCGAGAAAUUCGAGGAGGAGUAUCAACAAGAGCUGUUCAAACAAUCUUCAGAUUUGAGCGAAGGAGCUUUCCGUGCAUUGAGAAGGCAAUUACCGAUGACACGGCAAAAGAUUGAUUGGGAUAAGGUGAGAUUGAAUGGUGUUAAUACUGAGAUUGUUACAUACUGA